GAACCAGUGACCUUUCGGGAUGUGGCUGUGGACUUCACCCAGGAGGAGUGGGGGCAGCUGGACCCUAUCCAGAGGACUUUGUACCGUGAUGUGAUGCUGGAAACUUUUGGGCAUCUGCUUUCCGUGGGGCCUGAUCUUCCCAAACCUGAAGUCAUCUCCCAGCUGGAGCAAGGGGCUGAGCUAUGGGUGUCAGAGAGAAGAAUUGCCCAGGGACACUGUCUAGGCUGGGAGCCUAAACCUGAAUGCCAAAUUUUGCCCAAAGAGCAGGGCUAUCCUGAAGAGGAGCCAUCCUAUGUCAUGAAAAGGGAUGCUGCUUGUCCCUCCAUGUUUGGGGAAGGCUGGAAAUGUGAGAGCCAGAGCCAGACACUCAAGAAGGACCAGAGUAACUUGAGACAACUGGAAUUUGGCCUCAAGGAAUCACCAGUUCAAGAUCAAAGAUACAGAAGUCUUAGAUUUGGGGAAGACUGUGCCUUGAAUUCAAACCCAAACCUUUUCCUAGAGGAUUCUAAGAAAGAAUAUUUCUGUAUUUACAACUCACAGGUCACAAACUCAGAACAUAGCUCAGUCAGUGUGCAAACAGAUUCUGCAGGAAAACAAUCCUGUGAACAUGGUGAGUAUCAUGCUUCCAAUAGGGCUGUCCCUGUUAUGGAACUUGCGAGAAGCCAAGUGCAGGAUAAACCCUACAAAUGUACCGACUGUGGGAAGUCAUUCAACCAUAAUGCGCAUCUCACAGUACACAAGAGGAUUCAUACAGGAGAGAGACCUUACAUGUGCAAAGAGUGUGGGAAAGCCUUCAGCCAAAACUCCUCACUUGUUCAACAUGAGCGAAUCCACACGGGAGACAAACCCUAUAAAUGUGCUGAAUGUGGGAAAUCUUUCUGCCAUAGUACACACCUUACUGUCCAUCGAAGAAUUCAUACCGGCGAGAAACCCUAUGAGUGUCAGGACUGUGGAAGGGCCUUCAACCAGAACUCCUCCUUGGGCCGGCACAAGAGGACACACACUGGAGAGAAGCCGUAUAGCUGCAGUGUGUGUGGGAAGUCCUUCUCUCGAACCACUUGCCUAUUUCUGCACUUGAGAACUCACACUGAGGAGAGGCCUUAUGAGUGUAACUAUUGUGGGAAGGGCUUCAGGCACAGUUCCUCUCUGGCCCAGCAUCAGCGGAAGCAUGCUGGGGAGAAGCCUUAUGAGUGCCACCAGAGGCUGAUCUUUGCUCAGACACCAGCUUUAACAAAGCACGAAUGGGUGGAAGCCCUCAGCUGUGACCCACCUUUGAGUCAAGAUGAGAGGACUCCUCGGAGUGACAGGCCCUUUAAAUGUAACCAGUGUGGGAAAUGUUUCAUCCAGAGCUCCCACCUCAUCCGUCAUCAGAUAACACACACCAGAGAAGAGCCCCGUGGACGAAACCGGCGCCGUGAGCAAUCUUGUGGUAGGAGCUCGCAUCUCACCCAGCAUCAGUACUCAAAUUCAGAAGAGAACACUGCAGGCCGGGCAAAGGCAGGACAGUCAGCAAGCAAAGCCCUGGCCUUGUUUGACAUCCAUGAGAUCAUCCAAGAGAAAAACCCUGUGCGUGUUAUUGGGGUGGAAGAGACUUCUAUGGACACUUCCAUGUUAUUUGACAUCAGAAAAUCCACAUAGGAGUGAAACUCUGCAGAUGAUUUUGAACCACAGGUAGAAGAGUGUGGUAAGUCUGCGUAGUAUGUUCAUGGAAAAAGCUUGGGCUAUAAAUGCUAGUGGUGACCUCUGACUUUCUAAGGAAAUGGUGUUUCCCAAAUACCUGAGAUAAGUGGCUCCCAAAUCAGUGUCCCCUUUAACAACCAUCAUUUUGAAAUGUUCCUUCCAGUGCUCCCAAAUGAGUGCAGUGAUAAUGUAACCUCCCUACAUGUAUAAUGUCAAAAAUCAAUAUACAGCCCUAUGUCAGCCCAUGACAUGGUAUGGUUAAGGCAGCUGGAUCUCACAUGGCCUACUGUGAAUUUCAAGCCCUGGACCCAGCAGCUUCAAGAACAUGUUGA
Molecule: messenger RNA, 2012 nt
Organism: Tupaia belangeri chinensis (Chinese tree shrew)
Lineage: Eukaryota; Metazoa; Chordata; Mammalia; Scandentia; Tupaiidae
Gene: ZNF8
Product: zinc finger protein 8
Biological process (GO): regulation of transcription by RNA polymerase II
Cellular component (GO): nucleus
Molecular function (GO): DNA-binding transcription factor activity, RNA polymerase II-specific; RNA polymerase II transcription regulatory region sequence-specific DNA binding
Source: RefSeq, a predicted model, not a curated record